Messenger RNA from Hyposmocoma kahamanoa, 1676 nucleotides. It is a transcript of the gene Tmx3, whose product is annotated as protein disulfide-isomerase TMX3. Gene Ontology annotation, molecular function: protein disulfide isomerase activity. The record is from RefSeq and is a predicted model, not a curated record. Gene Ontology annotation, cellular component: endoplasmic reticulum. The transcript has 8 exons. The coding region runs from base 104 to 1381 and encodes 425 amino acids. Lineage: Eukaryota; Metazoa; Arthropoda; Insecta; Lepidoptera; Cosmopterigidae. Gene Ontology annotation, biological process: peptidyl-cysteine oxidation.
ACUGAGUACACGUUCGUUACAAUGAUACGUCUGUGUGUCUAGCGUCAUGCUGUAGAGUUCAUUUGGUCAAUUAAAUCCCAAGGGACAGGAUAAUAAAAGAACAAUGAAUUUUUCACUUGGAUCAUGUUUCUUGUUUUUAGCAGGCUUGUCUGGGGUUUUGUCAUCAAGGGUACUGGAGCUGAGUGACAAAUUCAUUGACAUCAGCAACGAGGGGCUGUGGUUCGUGAAGUUCUAUGCUCCAUGGUGUGCACACUGCCGGCGGUUGGAGCCGGUAUGGGCGCACGUGGCGCAGACUUUAUAUAACUCCCCCAUCAGAGUGGCCAAAGUGGACUGCACUCGGUUUCCAGCUGUGGCAACACACUUCAAGAUACGAGCUUAUCCUACGAUAAUUUUCAUAAAAGGGUCAUCCCUGCAUGAGUACCAAGGAGAGAGGGAAAAGGAGGAAAUGGUGAAUUAUGCUUUACGCAUGUCUCAAUCAGCCGUGCAGAAACUUACACAUGCAGAUAGUCUAGGGGACUUAAAGGAAUCGCACCCUGUAUUCUUUGGUUUUGUAGGCAAACAACAAGGGCCAUUGUGGGAAAUAUUCGCUGUGCAUGCUGAGAAAUACCAACCCCAUUCAUGGUUCUAUGCAAUGUCACAUGAAAUAAUUAAGCAUGAAAUCAAACCACCCAAUGAAACCGCUGUGUUUGUUUAUAAAGAGGAGGAAGCGUUUUUCUUUGAUGCUACCCCAGAAUUGAUUGACAAUAAAGAAGCCUUAAAUGAAACACUAGAUAAGUGGAUUAAUACAGAACGCUUCGGAUUCUUUCCCAAGAUUACCAGAUCAAAUAUAAAUGAACUGAUGGACACAGGAAAAUAUAUUGCAAUAGUGAUUGUUGCUGAAAAUAAAUUGAACGAAAUUACGCAGACUGAAAGAGAUUUUAAGGAUAUGGUUGAAGGACUUAUCAAACAAAGGAAAAGCGAUCUGCAUCCUCGUUUCCAAUUUGGAUGGAUGGGUUCCCCAGAGUUAGCUAAUUCCAUUGCCAUGUCAGAGCUGACUGUACCCCAUCUGUUAGUGCUCAAUUCCACUACCAGCCAUCAUCACAUGCCUGAUGAUGACCCAGUUUUGAUGACUCCAGAAGCCAUUUCUAUUUUCCUUGAACAAAUUCAUAAUCAACAAGCUCCGGCUUACGGAGGUAAUAACUGGCCAGUUCGUCUAUACAGAGGUUUCUUCGAAACUAGAACAACGUUGAUAAACAUGUGGCGCGGUAACCCGGUUUUGACUGCUUUAGUGUUUGGCUUACCACUGGGUUUUCUAUCGCUUAUCUGCUACUCGGUUUGCUGUGCCGAUAUACUGGACGCUGAAGAAGAGGAAGCACCAGAUACCCAUGAGAAGAAGGACUAGUGAUUAACGUUUUAGUUUUUCUAUAAUCUCUAAUCAUAGCUACUGCAUUUACACAGUUACAAAAACUUAACAAUUUGAUACUUCUCAGGCAAUAAGUAUAUUAUAAUAAGUAGUAAGUGGAAUUUUCAUGUUACAUUAAGUUCUAGUCAUUUCUAUUUGGUUGAUCAAAUUAUAUUAAUUUUUUUGUUACUACAUAAUAUUUAUUAUUAUGUCUUCCUUGGGACUCAAUUUUCGUGAUGACAUUUACUAUGCCUAUUUUUUUCAAAAUGUGUAUUUCAAAUAAAUCUUCCAUGAC